AUAAGGACUGGGAUCCAGCCUGAGUCCACAUUCUCACUUUAAUUUCCAAGUCCUACUUUGGAAUAGCUGAUAACUUGAAGAUGCGUUUCGUUUAUGGAUUGUUCUUUUAGGCUGUAGUGGGAAACUUUCCAUGCAAUUGUUUCCAAGAGCUCUGAUUUCCCAGAGACAGAGGAGCCAUGAACUGCCUGCUAAGAUGGACACUCUUCCUCUGGAUAGUAAAUUCCAUUCCUUGCACUGUGGGAAUGGCGGUGAAUGAGAGAACAGAUAAGUCCUGUCCAUCUCUGAAGUUGGAAGAAGGGCGAUUUUCGGAAAUUUUGAACGGCACGUUAGACUUCACAGGGUUUGAUCUGACUGAGAAGUUUCUGCUUCGAAAGGGAACCGUCACAGACGACAGGCCGUCAUUCAGACUGGGCAGCAGCCCUCUCAUCAAGCCCACAGAGCUGGUGUUUCCUGGAGGCCUGUCGGAGGAAUACUCUCUGGUGUCCAUCUUCCGCCUGAGAAAGACCACUAAGAAAGACCGUUGGUACCUCUGGCAGAUUUUCGACCGCCUGGGAGACACGCAGGUGUCCGUGGUGCUGGACGGGGCGAAGCGUGUGAUGGAGUUCUCGGCCCAGGGCCUCCUGAGGAACAGCCUCCACUACACCUUCAGGAGCCGCGACCUUCACGUCCUGUUCGACCGCCAGUGGCACAAGCUGAGCCUGUCUGUUCAGAGCAACAUGGCCUCGCUCUAUGUGGACUGCAGGCUCGUGGAGAGACGGCCCACGGACGAGAAGGACGCCGUGGACUCCAGCGGCCGCAGCGUCAUUGCCACGCGCGUCCAGGACGGCAGGCCGGUGGAUAUUGAGCUGCUCCAGGUCCUGGUGUUCUGUGACCCCUACCUGGCUGAGCUGGAGACCUGCUGUGAGGUUCCUGGCUCCAAGUGCAGGACCAGGGAUGUCUCCGAGGGCACCGUGCCCCCUCAGGAGCCGGGCCAGAGGCCCCGGAUGCUGUCCCUCCACCCCCACCGAGUCUCCAGGCUCCCUCAGACCCCCAGCGACAGAUGCCAGUGCUCAGCAGAGAAGGGGGACCCCGGGGUUCCAGGGUCGGCAGGGCUGCCUGGACAGAAGGGCGACACGGGAGACAAGGGGGAGGUCGGCCUACAGGGAACUCCCGGAGACAAGGGCGACCCAGGUACCUCAGGUGCCCUGGGGGAGAGCGGCACUGCUGGACAGAAGGGGGAAACGGGAUCUCCCGGAGAGCCAGGCCAGGAGGGGAAACCAGGAACCAACGGUCUGAAGGGACAGCAGGGACUGCCUGGCCCUGCAGGCUCUACGGGGGGCAAAGGAGAUGGGGCACUAGGACCCAGGGCAUCUCGAGGGCCAAAGGGGGAGCGGGGUGUCCCUGGAGUGCCCGGGGACCCAGGGGAGAAAGGGGAGCCUGGGUCUGGCCUUCCUGGAUCAUCGGGGCCCAUGGGACCACAGGGGAAGCCGGGGGUACAGGGGCCUGUAGGAACCCCUGGGCUACCUGGCCCUGCAGGAGUGCCUGGAAGAGAGGGUUCCCCUGGCCGUGCCGGACUCCCAGGCCCCCCUGGGGAACGGACUGCCUUGCCAAUCGUGGGAGAUCUGAGUGUCCUGCUCAAGAAUGCCUGCGGCGCGUGCCAGACGCGGUCCCCAGGCCUGCCGGGGCUGAAGGGGGACAAGGGCGGCAUGGGGGCCCCGGGACCUGAGGGCCUCCUGGGGGAGAAGGGGGAUCCAGGUGUGCGGGGUCCUGUUGGACAUCCUGGCAAAGAGGGACCCAAGGGGGUGAAAGGAGAGAGAGGAUUCUCUGGACCAAUUGGAGACAAGGGAGAUGAGGGCUCUCCGGGCGUUCCAGGGUUACCAGGAGCAACCGGUCGUCAAGGCUCAAUCGGCCUUAUGGGUAGGCCAGGUCCCCAGGGCCAAUCAGGACCUAAAGGAGACACGGGGAGUGAAGGACCCCCAGGCAGCCCUGGUCUCCCAGGCCCUCCGGGUGUUCCUUAUGUGGAGGGCAAUGGGAUGAGCAGCCUGUACAAGCUGCAGAGUGGAGGAGCCAGUCUAGGCCCCCCUGGACCCCCUGGAGCCCCAGGACUCAAAGGAGAUGAGGGAAGAGCAGGAGAAGUAGGGCCUAUGGGAUUGCCUGGUCUGGAGGGCCUUCCAGGUGCUAAGGGGGAUAUGGGCAUGCCUGGAGCCCCAGGACUACCCGGCCCUCUGGGGAAGCCGGGAGUCGAUGAGAGGCAGGGAUUCCUGGAGACCCGGUGA
Osmerus eperlanus (European smelt) is the source of this 2255-nucleotide messenger RNA. RefSeq names its product collagen alpha-1(XIX) chain. Bases 177 to 2255 code for a protein of 692 amino acids. The record is from RefSeq and is a predicted model, not a curated record. Lineage: Eukaryota; Metazoa; Chordata; Actinopteri; Osmeriformes; Osmeridae. The transcript has 31 exons.